Messenger RNA from Pygocentrus nattereri (red-bellied piranha), 1078 nucleotides. Its product is annotated as excitatory amino acid transporter 1-like. Gene Ontology annotation, biological process: D-aspartate import across plasma membrane; L-aspartate import across plasma membrane; L-glutamate import across plasma membrane. Gene Ontology annotation, molecular function: neutral L-amino acid transmembrane transporter activity; L-glutamate transmembrane transporter activity; glutamate:sodium symporter activity. NCBI's taxonomy places the organism in Eukaryota, Metazoa, Chordata, Actinopteri, Characiformes, Serrasalmidae. The transcript has 8 exons. The coding region runs from base 149 to 1078 and encodes 309 amino acids. The record is from RefSeq and is a predicted model, not a curated record. Gene Ontology annotation, cellular component: plasma membrane.
CUCCCUCUCUCUCUCUGUGAGUAAACUCUUCCUCUUUUCUGGACGAGCUCGCCAGUUGUGCUGGGCGCUGCGUGGUGUCUUACAGGUGAUUCUCAAAGUUGGUACUCCAGCUUUAGUGUGCACUGUGUGUGGUGGGGCCCCCUGCAGAAUGAGUCAGAGUAACGGAGAGACACAGCCCCCCCGGGGGAGGGUCCGGCAGCUCCGGGACACCAUUACAGAGCGGUCACUCCGAGCGCGCAACACCGUCCAAAACAUCAGACCCAGGGACGUCGGUGCGUUCUUCAGGAGGAACGCCUUCGUCAUCCUCACCGUCAUCGCCGUCAUCAUUGGUAUAAUUCUGGGCUUCUCUCUGAGACCCUAUAAGAUGUCCUACCGUGAAGUGAAGUACUUCUCCUUUCCUGGAGAGCUGCUGAUGAGAAUGCUGCAGAUGCUGGUGCUCCCCCUGCUGGUCUCCAGUUUGAUUACAGGAAUGGCAGCGCUGGACAGCCGAGCGUCCGGUAAGAUGGGCAUCCGCGCAGUGGUUUAUUACACCACCACCACCGUCAUCGCCGUCAUUAUUGGGAUCGUCAUGGUUCUGAUCAUCCACCCGGGCAGAGGCAGCCGUGAUGAGUUCAGCAGCAAACAGAGCAUCGAGCAAGUCAGCCCCGCCGACGCCUUCCUCGACCUCAUCAGAAACAUGUUUCCUCCAAAUCUAGUUCAGGCGUGUACACAGCAGCUCAGCCCUGAGAGAGAGACACCCAGCCGGACACACAGCCGAGAUAAAGCUUCAGCUCUCCUGAGAGAGAGACACCCAGCCGGGAAAGCUCACGAUCCACCUUCACACCAGUCCAUGACCUUCAUCUCUGAGGUACUGAAGAAAGCGUGUUCUCUGCUGGACGUAGUGCCGGAAUAUCGGGCAGAACUGUCCCUCAAAAAGGAGACCUGCACCUUUUACUCUACCUUCUUACUACCAGUUACUCGUGUAGACCUGCACAUCCACGUUCCUCCGUUCCUGAGUUUCACUGCUGUGAAGGUCCUUGUUGUCGUUGUGGUUAUGGUGUCAUUAUCGGGCCUGUUUGUGUUCACUGAUCUGAAUUAG